GCAGGCGCACUCGGGCGUCCUCUGCGGUGCCCUCGUCAAAGCUUAUCCGACAGGCGCGGCGCAUGCGCGUUGCGUCUCCUCCCACUCGGUAGGAGCCAUUGCCGUUGCCCAGGGAGCAACGCGGUGCCGCCAUGGCCGGGCUGCUGAAGAAGCAUCUGAGGAUACUCUAUACAAAACUUACUGCUGUUCUGCAGAACAUCCCCAAAGAUGCAGCAUAUAGAAAAUACACAGAAGCAAUUAUAAAUGAACGACUUAAUAUGGUAAAAACAGAACCUGAUGUACAAAAACUGGAAAACAAAAUAAACGGUGGGCAGAUAGAAGAAGUCAUUUUGCAGGCUGAAAAUGAACUUAAUCUAGCAAGAAAGAUGGCACAGUGGAAACCAUGGGAGCCUUUAAUUGAAGAACCUCCUUCUGACCAGUGGAAGUGGCCAGUAUAAGAUUUAGCAUUCUCUGUAAAUUCUUGAGGAUUGAAAAACAUUUAAUUAAAACAUUGGUCUGAUAUUACUGAAAAUUGUUUGUUUGCCUUUAAAUUAAAGGAAUUACUGUUA
Messenger RNA from Alligator sinensis (Chinese alligator), 548 nucleotides. It is a transcript of the gene NDUFA5, whose product is annotated as NADH:ubiquinone oxidoreductase subunit A5. The transcript is spliced from 4 exons. The record is from RefSeq and is a predicted model, not a curated record. The coding region runs from base 132 to 437 and encodes 101 amino acids. Gene Ontology annotation, biological process: respiratory electron transport chain. Lineage: Eukaryota; Metazoa; Chordata; Crocodylia; Alligatoridae.